Molecule: messenger RNA, 4211 nt
Organism: Wyeomyia smithii (pitcher-plant mosquito)
Lineage: Eukaryota; Metazoa; Arthropoda; Insecta; Diptera; Culicidae
Exons: 2
Coding region: 1629-2918 (429 amino acids)
Source: RefSeq, a predicted model, not a curated record
GUUUGCCAAUUAAUGAACCUAUGUGAAGGCUUCCAUAUUAUUUUGAAACUAAUAUCCAUAUUAUAAAUUUGAUUUUAUCAGAGUUAAAUAAGACAAAACCAUUCAUUAUGAUAACGUAAGUAUUAUUGGAUUUGGUUUUUGAGGAUAUGAAGUUAAUUCUGAUUUUGACGAAUUACCAGAAAUUCUUGGUGCUUCUUGCUUGUGCCUUACCAAAUACAUGUUGUUUGCACACAAAAAACACUACAGGCAUAAAAUCGCCAGAUAUAAACGAUAUUCUUUCGAGUGUUGUUGAAUAUAUUUCAAAAAUUGAUUUCCAGGGGCGGCUGAAAAUAAAAAUACGUACAGUUGCUGAGCAAACACAUUAAUUCUGCCGCAGACUCUGUAUAUUUUGUAACGAAAAAUCCCCUAAUUACAGUGUUUAGUCCCACGCCCCAUUUCAUACAACCCUAGGGCUGUAUACCUUGUAGUAUUUCCAAAAACGUUUGUAUAAUGAAUGAGUGUUAGGACGAAUUUCACCAAUCUGAUCUGUACAUAAUGCAUUAAUAUAAUCGCAAAACAUUGCCGAACGAAUGAUUUGUGGAUAAAGGUUCAUAAACUGAAGUUAUGCUACCAACGUCAUUUUGUUGUAGAAACAGCGAUUUUCAUUUCACUGUUUCUACAACCGAUUGACGUACAUACAUCCAUCGUAGUAUGCAACAAGUCGCUCAACUUUUUUUUUUCAUAAUCAGGCAAAUAAUCGCAAUUCGAGAAUACUUUCUUGAAAAGGAAUUUAGUUUGGAAUAUAAUAGCAUUCGUGGCCUCUGCUAUCUUCUAUCUGCACUUGUUUCGUACAAAAAGCAAGUGCGCUUUAGUUGUCCACGAGCAUGGACCAAGCUUCGUGUCCUUAGAGGGCUACAGUAUGAACAAAGUUUUGUAGAUAGUCAACUUCGUUCCGCGGCAAGUUUUAUGCGAGCAGUGCAUCCUCCUUAGUUCAAAAACGGCACGAUUUUCCGCCAUAGGACCUCGACGAAUUUCUCUGCUAAUGUCGUUCUCGGUAAUCACCAGUUAGCCUAGGUGCACGCACUUGCCAACUUCCUCAAUAUCAUCCCCGCUAAGCUGAAUCCGUGGUCGGAGAUUAACACGGUCUUCUCUGGGAUCAAUUGUAGGCUGCUGUUCAUCAUCCCGAUUCGGGAAAUAUCCAUAUUGAGUGGUAUUCGAUAAUUUUGGGAUGUUUUCCAGAGAGCAGGAGUCGUCAUCUUGGAUUUCAAAAAGGCUUUAUUUCUGGUCUCUGUGUAUCAUUCUGAUUGCGGAAAUUCUCAUAUAAGGUAGUAUUUGGCCAUUUUGGUCAGUUGUUAGGAAACCAGAAGUUGCCAUCUUAGAAUUCAAAAUAGUCUCUGGGGGCAAUUCUUGGCUCCUGGGCAUCAUUGCGAUCAUUGUAGCUAUUUUCCGGGAAAAUUGUUUCAAAUAUAUGUUUUACUUGGACGGAACCCUUCUCUUGCAGAGAAGAGAGAGGUAUCGUACCACCCAGAGCUGCCAAUGUUCCAGUUUAAACUGGAUUCUUCCAGUUUAUUUUGAGUGAUCCAGUCAAACAGUUUAAUCCCAGAAUCUUCCAGUUUUUUGUUUAUUUCCCAGUUUUAUCCAGAUUUUUUAUGUACUCAAGCUCCGAUUGGUUUUUGGAAAUAUUCUUAGAACGUAAAUGUUGUAAAUUGUUGGAAAAUAAUCAAGAAAUUCCAUAUUUCAAGAUUAUCGCGGACUUGGAAUCAAUUCUACAGUCCGAACGAGAUGAGAGUUUGCAAAUGGUUUGUCGCAAUCAGUACAUCAACAUAAUUCAAAAUCAUAUGAACAGGCUAACGAACGGUGGUCAUACAUCACCACCAGACACUAUCAAUCGUUUUUUGAUCGAAGCAUUUCAUGUCAGCAAAAAGUUCAUCCGAGAAUAUCCAGACUUAUGUGUUGUAACCGCCGAUAAGGGUAAUAAAACAGUUAUAAUGAAGAGAGAAGAUUAUGAGUCAAAAAUGAGAGCCCUUAUUGACGACAUCGACACAUACGAAAGGAUCGACGCGGAUUGGACAAGCAAAAUUCAAACGAAAAAUAACACGCUGGUGAAAUCACUAUUCGACCAAAAAAUGAUUGAUCAACCCACCAAGAAUCGGCUAACUACAUACAACGCGACUUGCCCUAAAAUUUAUGGCUUACCUAAGAUUCAUAAGGACGGCAAUCCACUGAGGGUCAUACUGUCAUGCAUAAACUGCCCAACAUAUGAUCUCUCAAAAUACCUUGCUAGAAUUCUGCAUCAUCCGGUAGACCACGAGAAAUAUAACGUACGCAACUCAUAUGAGUUCUGUACGUUUAUUAACAACGUCACACUUCCCCCCAACUAUGUAUUGGUAUCGUUUGAUGUGGUAAGCCUGUUCACUUGCAUACCGAGAGACUUGGUGGUACAAGCGGUGAGAAAUAACUGGAACUUGAUCGAGAAAAAUACGACGAACAAAGAUCAAAAUGUUUUUAUUAAGCUCAUUGAGUUUAACAUCUCGUCCAGUUAUUUCACCUUCCGUGGGGCCUAUUACCGGCAAAAGGAGGGGACAGCCAUGGGGAAUCCUUUGUCACCUGCUUUAGCUGAUCUUGUAAUGACUACAUUACUUGAUGAUGUGCUUGCAAAGAUCGAUGUACACAUUCCAUGUAUUAAAAAAUACGUCGACGAUUUGUUCACCGCUCUCCCAGCGGACAAGAUUGAAUAUGUGAGGAACGCUCUCAACGGGUUCGACUCACAUAUUCAAUUCACAUAUGAGGUAGAAAAUAACAACCGAUUACCGUAUUUAGAUAUGGUUUUUAUUAGAACCAACGAACACAAAAUCGUGACCGAGUGGUAUAAGAAACCUGUCCGGUUUUAUUGGGAGAGUGUUUCGAUUAUCGACGAACAAAUCGCUCACGGAAAAUAAGCAGAUAGUACGCGAGCACUUGCUUACCAACAACUAUCCGAGCUCACUGAUAAAUCGGUUAAUCGACAGAUUUAUCAACCAAAGCACAAAUAACGUUGUUGAGGAAGUAAACUCGGAACCAAAAGUAUAUCGAUCUUUGCACCAUGUUGACGGCCUCACACCCGCACUUGCACGCAGCAUUAAAAAGAACCAUGAAAAUAUCAGUCUGAGUUUCAAAUGCGUCAAAACCAACAGACUACUUUUCACGAAACUCAAAGACUCUUCUUCGCAUCUUUCAAAAAGAAACGUUAUAUACCGUAUCCCGUGUGCAGACUGCGAUAGCUCAUACAUUAGUAUGACUACACAGCAACUGAAGAACCGUCUUGCCGCUCUCUCAUGAAACGCUACGAACAGUAUAGAGAUUCUAGCACUGAGAGGGAGGGAAGGGAAGAUGAGUUUAAAAAGACGGCGUUGAUGAAGCAUGCGAUAGAAGAGAAUCACAGUUUCAAUAUAGCCAACACUAGAAUUUUAACUUCGGAUGACAGGAUUCAAGCAUUACAGGUGUUAGAAAUGUGUUACAUCGCAUGUGACAGAUCCGCAAUAAAUUAUAGAACGGACACGAACAACUUAAACAUCGCUUUCUCCGGCACGCUGCGAUUUCUCACAUGUUGAUGCAGACUACUACAGUCUCUAGCACUCUCUAUCUCUGUCUUGCAACAUUAUUUCUCUCCGUUUUGACGCAACAUUUCCCGACGGCUUUAAUCGUGUGUGAUGUGUGUUGGAAGAUACUGUGUAAGUGUAGCUCAUCCGUUUGCGUUUUUUUAAAUUUUGAAAAGUCACAAACCAAUUAAUAUUUUGUAUGUUUUAUAUCCAUAGUGUAGUGCAGUUAACCUAAAGCAAUUUUACACCAAUGCACCAUAUUUUGACGAGAACUUGUUUGUUUUGUUUGUAAGUUGUUUGCCCUGAGGACGAGGAAAUAUAUCCUUGAAACGUCGGCUUUGACAUAAUAAAACGUGUUUUAAAGAAACCCGUGACCGAAAUUGCCAUCAUUGAACCCAGUAAAUUGUUAAAUCAUUGUAACAAUUCUUAUCUUCGUUUCCAGCCUUUUCUAUUUUCUCGCACGAAACACGGCCAAAAUAUAAACUACAUAGAAUUGAUGAGAUGAAAAAGGAAAGUAAGACAGAAACUGACGAAUAGAUUUUACCAGAUCGUGGGAAAAAUCAAUUCCAAUGAUAGCUUAAUAUGUUAUUUAAAAAACAAAAACGAUCGAUCUCAAAAAUGUCAUAAACAGGCGGCAUUCUGUAAAAUAAUUUC